CCCCAAUGGCUCCCUGAGCUCCCUGAACGCGAUCGCGCACGUGCAAAGUUCCCAGUCGAUAGACGUCAAUCGUUCUUUCAGUGGCAUUGACCGCUGCGACUCUCCCCGAGUUUCUUACCAGCAGGCGGGGGUUGAGCAACCAACCCGCAACAUCCAGCCCUGACAUCAUCGACCAUGGCCCUCCCAUUCCCGCAGGCCAACAUCAAGCUCGAGUACCCGCUCUACGCGGUCAGCUUUGAUCCUCAGAAUGCCAAUCGUUUAGUUGUCGGUGGUGGUGGCGGCGUUGGCCGUUCUGGUGUGGGCAACAAGAUUUCCGUUGUUGAAACCGUUGAUCAGGGCGAGCUUCGACUGGCUGGAGAUAUCGACCUCUCCCGCGAUGAAGACAGCGUCAUGUCGCUCGGUGUCGUCGGCGGCGUCGAUGACAAGACCUCAUACGUCCUCGCCGGCAUCAACUCGAGCCCCAAAGAAAUCUCCAAGGGGAAGAACUUCCACCUUCGAACGUUUUCCGUCGAGCAGACCAAGUCGCGAGCUGCCGGAGCUAAGGACCCUGAUGUACAGGUCGCAGAGGUGUCUCGAAGCUCCUACUUCACCGACCGGGAUACCGAAACCUACCAGCGAGUGUUGCGCGUGUCUGGAUCUGUUGGCGCCGCUGCCACAGGCAUGGGAAAGGAGCCCCAACUCGCCGUAUUCGAUGCAACGGGACCCAAACCCAAAGUCAAGGGCGUUUUGGACUUGACCAAGGACGCAGAGGACCUGGAUGUCAUUCAGGAUGAAAAGAACGGAGAGUACCUGGUUGUCUACUGCCACAAGUACGAACUACACUUGGUUAAGGUUGGCAAGAAGACCUCGGAGCCAGAACUCAUCUUCACCAUGACAGACGAUCAUGGCGAGCUACCUGCGUUCCGCUCGGUUCGAUUCGUAACACCCAACUUUGUUCUCGCGGCGUCCAACCUACCGAAAUCAAGCGGCGUUCUCCUCCAGGGAUUCCGACUGCCAAGCCCAGGCCAUGCGACGGCACGGAUAUCUAUGGCCGUACGCAUCCCGAAGAAGAUAUCUGCGACUGCCCUCGCUGUUGCAAACUUGUCGCCGCCCACAUCUUCGUCGACGUCUGUUGGCAUUACGCAAUUCGUCAUCGCCGUAGCUGGCAAUGAUGCCUCCAUUUACUUUUAUACCAUGGAUCACAAAGCUCUCUCCUCGAUUGAGCUUCUUGCCAACCUUCACCCACUUUACACAUUGAAAGACGUUCACAAAGGCGAUAAUAUCACCGGCCUGGCGUUUUCCAACUUUAUUCCUCCGAAACAGCACCUCACCCAGCAAUUCCUCAAACUGGCCAGCAUAUCUCUCCAGCGAGGUGUCGCCGUCCACAGCAUUGCUUUGAAGAAACACAUCGAUGCGUCGUCUGCGAAGACGCCCGGUGAUGCACCUGUCCGAUACGUCACAGCCAUGCGUGCCAAGGCACCCUCCAGGCGACCUCUCGUCAUCACCCUCACCAUCAUGGUGCUCAUCAUGGCCAUCAUCGGACAGGGAGUCAUGGAGCUGUACGGCAUGAGCAAGCCCGUCCUCAAUGUGCAAAGGUUCUGGCAUGGCACUCUGCGUGAUCCAGCUCACCCACCCGCCGCGUUUUCCAAAGACUAUCUCGUUUCUAGGCUAGCCGGCAGCGGUAUCGACACUGCUGAGACGCUCGUCAUGUGGGAGGCUGAUCAUCCCGCUGUCGACAGUGAGGGCAAGAAGAUCAACGUGGAUGUCCACGAUGAAGAGGUCCACGGCCCCGCCAAGACGUGGGAUGAGCUGCCCGCGGCGCAAAAGGAUGCCUGGAAGCAGAGAAUGCAGCAGGCUGGUGCGUGGACGCAGAAUAUGGGAGAGAGUGUGUUCAGGGGCAUUCUGUUUGGCGAGCUGGCAGGAGCCGUUGGUCAUGCUGUGGCGGAAGGGCUGGCUUAAGACGCCCCCUGUUUUAUCGGCAACGCCCCCUUUCCUUUUCUCGUUUCCAUGUAAUGAUAUGUUCAAUAUGGUGGUUGGUAGUUGACUGUGUAUGAUGAAUUAGGAGCUGGGUGGGAAAUUCAACUUUCGCCAGGACGUUAUUCGCCCCAUGGCCAAAAUCAAGCAUCUAGGCAUAAGAUGCUCUGGACUCUCUACGAUAAUUCGUCUCAGAAGUAGCAGCAUAUAAUGGAGCUAAUGAAUGUACAAUUGUUACGACUUUAGUUAUCUUG
Molecule: messenger RNA, 2207 nt
Organism: Trichoderma virens Gv29-8
Lineage: Eukaryota; Fungi; Ascomycota; Sordariomycetes; Hypocreales; Hypocreaceae
Exons: 2
Coding region: 175-1938 (587 amino acids)
Biological process (GO): protein secretion
Cellular component (GO): endoplasmic reticulum membrane
Molecular function (GO): GTPase activator activity; protein binding; guanyl-nucleotide exchange factor activity
Source: RefSeq, a predicted model, not a curated record